Vespa crabro (European hornet) is the source of this 2792-nucleotide messenger RNA. RefSeq names its product ion transport peptide-like (gene ITP). Gene Ontology annotation, biological process: circadian rhythm. The transcript has 5 exons. NCBI's taxonomy places the organism in Eukaryota, Metazoa, Arthropoda, Insecta, Hymenoptera, Vespidae. Gene Ontology annotation, cellular component: extracellular region. The record is from RefSeq and is a predicted model, not a curated record. The coding region runs from base 2035 to 2655 and encodes 206 amino acids. Gene Ontology annotation, molecular function: neuropeptide hormone activity.
GGAGGGGGUGGAGAAGGAGGAUAGAGAAAGAAAAAACGAGUAGAAAAAACAAACGGUAAGCGAAGAAACAUUUAAACGAUUAGGUCGUUAGAUCUCAUGAUGAGAUAUAGUCAGUUAUUUCCGCGUGGUUAUAUCAAUCAAGUUUUGUGAUCGUUAAUAAUAUUAAACAUAUUAAAAAAUUAUCUCGUAUAAAUAUCAUUUAACAAUUUCUUAAUAAUCAUUUGAUAUAUAAUGUUAUCUGUGAUGGUGUUGGUAAAAAAAAUUACGAACGAAUUUUUAUAAAUGAAUUUCUUUUAUCAACCUUUACGUGGUUACCUUCUUACCAUUUAUAUAUAACGAUUACAAUUGUUGAUAAUGAAUUGUGGAUUUACGCAUUUAUUUAUGGAUCUUAUAUGAAUUUUUUACAAUUCAUAAAUAUCGUAAUGCACAUUUGAAUUAUCUAUAAUUCAUAAAAUUCCUACAAUUAUAAUUAAUUAUUUGAUAAAACGUUUCUUUUUUCUUUCUUCUUCUUUUUUUUUCUUUUUUUCUCCAAAUUAUAUCUAUCGAUUAAAAGGAUACGUUUGAUUCGUAAUUUUUCAAUAAAAUCGUGGGAAUGAAAAGUUUUGUCUUUUUUUUUCUUUUUUUUUUUUUUUUCUAAUUCGUAAUGUAACCACAUAGAGAAUGUAAAAUGGCGUAGCAGUUAAUGUCAAACAACGAGUCAAUAUUUUUCAAUGGAGUCGUCGCACAAACGACGACUAACGAUUCCGUUGUGGAAUAAUAUCAGAUAGAAAAAAAAAAAAAAGAAAGAGAAAAAAAAGGAAGGAAAGAGGACAAAAAGGAAAAGGAAAAAAAAUUCCACAGAGUCAAGUAAAUAUGUAUAAAUUAAGGCAAAAAAGAAGAAGUAGAAGAGGAAAAAAACGAUGAUAUUACGUCUAAAUAUUACGUUUAAACCGAGAGAGAGAGAGAGAGAGAGAGAGAGAGAGAGAGAGAGAGAGAGAGAGAGAGAGAGUGACUAUCAUAAUUAAUCAUUAGACGUUGUGAAGUUGUUAAAUGAGAAACAAGAUAUCUAACUAACGUUUAUACGUUAUUAUUAUUAUUAUUUUCUUUUUUUUUUUUUUAAAUGCUUACCACCAUACUUAAUGAAUCUCUCACUUAAACUUGGUCUCUUUGAACGAUUCACGUUCGUGAAAAAAAAAGAAAAAAAAAAAAGAGAGAAAAGAAACGUCGAAUGAACGAACGAACGAAUGUAUGAACAAUGAACUCUUAAAAGGAAUGAUCGCUGAAGUAACGAAACUUCGAGACAAGUUUCUUCUAUGCCCCCGAAAGCCAUAAUCGACGACGUAUUUACGAGGAGACAACAACUAUGACAACUACAAUGGGUCAAGAUACUAAACAUCAAUAGACUUUCAAAGAUAUACUCGUGCGCCAUUCUCAUUCUUGUAUUAUUAUUUCUUCUUCUUCUUCUUCUUCUUCUUCUUCUUCUUCCUCUUCUUCUUCUUCCUCUUCUGUUUCUUCUUCUUCUUCUUUUUCUUUCACGUAAAUCAAUUCAACUCUACAAUUUCAACUCAACGCGAUAUAAAUGACCAGUAGAGAAAUAUGUAUUGAUUAUACUUAAUAUCGAUCAUUUACGGUUCCUCUUGGAUAACUUUCCUGUGGAAGGACAAAAGUGAAAUAUAAGUGAAAGAAACGUCGAGAGAGAGAGAGAGAGAGAGAGAGAGAGAGAGAGAGAGAGAGAAGAAAAGAAGAGAAGAGAAGAGAAGAGAAGAGAGAAGAGAGAAAAGAGUGGAGGUUUAAAGAGAGUGCGACAUCGACGGGAUCCUUUCGAUCGCGAAUACGCGCUGUGCGAGACCUAAUUUCGUUGACUCUCCGGAGAGUGGAGCGCUCGAAGAGAGCGUGAACUACACGAAACAAGAGAGAGAGAAAAAGAGAGAUAGAAAGAGAGAGAGAGAGAGAGAGAGAGAGAGAGAAAGAGUUCGAACGAGACUGUGAAAGAAAAAAAGAAGAGGGGAAAUACAAGAUACAAAACAUACAAUAACAACAACAACAACAACAACAAUGAUGAUGAUGAUGAUGCGUCGCGAACAAAAAGGUCAAGCAUCCUUGAGAAAGCAAUCGUCGUCGUCGUCAUCGUCGUCGUCGUCGUCAUCGCCAUUGGGCAACCAUUCGGCAUAUAACAGGACGACGGUGUACGAACUUGGUCUCUCGAAUUCGUCGUCGUCGUCCUCCUCCUCCUCCUCCUCCUCCUCCUCCUCCUCCUCCUCCUCCUCCUCCUCCUAUCCCUCGUCGUCUUCGUCGUCACCGUUAUCAUCGUCCUCGUCGACGAGCUGCCCAAGUCUUUUGACCGUCUUAGCAUGGACGGCUACGUUAUUACUUGUCUCGUCUUGUCUUGGUAUUGCCGAUGCUGGUGUCCUCAUGAGUCAUCCCUUAGGUAAACGGUCUUACCUUGAUAUCUCUUGCAAGGGCGUUUACGAUAAGAGCAUCUUCGCCCGCUUGGAUCGCAUCUGCGAGGACUGCUAUAAUCUUUUCCGCGAGCCACAACUUCAUGUACUUUGCAGAAAAAAUUGCUUCACCACCGACUACUUCAAGGGAUGCUUGGACGUUUUAUUGCUGACGGACGAGAUGGAGAAGAUCCAAAUGUGGAUCAAGCAACUCCAUGGGGCUGAUCCCGGGGUUUAGGCAAGACUGCUUCGGCACUCAAUACUUCAUGAGCUGCAUCCAAGCGUUGCUACUUGAGGACGAGAAGGAAAAGUUCCAAGGGAUGGUCGAGUACCUCGGUCGCAAGAAGUAAGCGAGAAAAGAAGGAAGGAAGGAAG